AUGUCUUUAUCUAGCUCUCCUCGUUCGUCAACAAUUACAACGUUAUCAUCAAUUACUUUUCCUUUAAUUAUCGAUGCUGGUUCAUCAUCACGUACAAAACAGUAUACAUUCAAACGAAUCAAAUUUCUUUUGAAACAACAAUCAUCGACAUAUGCUGUUAUUAAACAUGAAAAAGCAAACAUAUGUUUAUGUUGCGAAGUUUUUGGUUUUCCAACUAAAAACUCAAGAAAUACUGGUGAAUUCGAGAAAAUUAAAGGUUUUGAAAGUUGUCACAUAUAUUACCGAACAUUUAUUUAUACAUCAACUACUGUAGUCGAAAUAUGCUUGCUCAUUUAUGUGUUAAUAAUAUAUUCAAUGCAAUUAGAUGAAUAA
Rotaria sp. Silwood2 is the source of this 372-nucleotide messenger RNA. The record is from the annotation of a GenBank genome assembly. NCBI's taxonomy places the organism in Eukaryota, Metazoa, Rotifera, Eurotatoria, Philodinida, Philodinidae.